GCGAUUUCCGGUUUCUGGGACACGUCACUCAUUGGACCGAGGAAAAGAACCGGUGCUAGCUUAGCUUAGCGACGCUUUCAACAUCAACCAAACCGUGACACCAUGUCGAAUUCCGUGAUUUCAGUUAUCUCCCGGUUUCUGGAGGAGUACACCACCACGACGUCCAACAAACUUAAAGUCGUGGAUGCGUAUUUGUUGUAUAUUUUGCUGACAGGUGCGCUGCAGUUCCUCUACUGUCUGCUCGUUGGGACAUUUCCCUUCAACAGCUUCUUGUCGGGCUUCAUUUCUUGCGUUGGCUCCUUCAUUCUCGCAGUGUGUCUUCGUAUCCAGAUCAACCCACAGAACAAAGGAGAUUUCUUGUCCAUCUCACCAGAGCGAGCCUUUGCUGAUUUCCUUUUUGCCCACACAGUCCUCCACUUGGUUGUGAUGAACUUCAUUGGCUGAAUUGACAUCAGUGCUCCUCCCUUAGAAGAUCACGACAAGGAGUUCAGAAAAGUCCCCAACAAGACGUGGAGCUGCAUCGUCUCUUCGUCCAUAAGGAGUCAAUUGCAUCUUGUCAAGAGUGAUGCAGUAAACCUUUUCUUACUGAUUUAACUUUUUUUUUUUUUUUCAUUUUUGUAAUGGUUAAAUUUGUAAAGCAUUCCCAUUUUCGCUGAGGCAAAUAAAAUAAAA
Messenger RNA from Cynoglossus semilaevis (tongue sole), 672 nucleotides. It is a transcript of the gene dad1, whose product is annotated as defender against cell death 1. The coding region runs from base 103 to 444 and encodes 113 amino acids. Gene Ontology annotation, biological process: protein N-linked glycosylation. The record is from RefSeq and is a predicted model, not a curated record. The transcript is spliced from 3 exons. Gene Ontology annotation, cellular component: membrane; oligosaccharyltransferase complex. NCBI's taxonomy places the organism in Eukaryota, Metazoa, Chordata, Actinopteri, Pleuronectiformes, Cynoglossidae.